Molecule: messenger RNA, 1035 nt
Organism: Hyaena hyaena (striped hyena)
Lineage: Eukaryota; Metazoa; Chordata; Mammalia; Carnivora; Hyaenidae
Product: keratin-associated protein 10-4-like
Exons: 1
Coding region: 1-1035 (344 amino acids)
Cellular component (GO): keratin filament
Source: RefSeq, a predicted model, not a curated record
AUGGCCGCGUCCACCCUGUCCGUCUGCUCCAGCGACCUGAGCUACGGCAGCCGCGUCUGCCUGCCCGGGGCCCCUGACUCCUGCCCCGGCUCCUCCUGGCAGGGGGGCGACUGCCCAGAGAGCUUCUGCGAGCCCCCCUGCUGCGCCCCCAGCUGCUGCGCCCCCGUGUGCUGCACCCCUGUGUGCUGCAAGCCCAUCUGCUGCACCCCUGUGUGCUGCAAGCCCGUCUGCUGCACCCCUGUGUGCUGCAAGCCCGUCUGCUGUGAGGACUCCCCCUGCACAACCUCCUCUUGCUGCACUUCCUCCCCCUGCCAGGGAGACUGCUGCAACCCUGUCUGCUGCACCCCUGUCUACUGCAAACCCGUCUGCUGCACCCCUGUGUGCUGUAAGCCCGUCUGCUGCACCCCUGUGUGCUGCAAGCCCGUCUGCUGCACCCCUGUCUGCUGCAAACCCGUCUGUUGUGAGGACUCCUCCUGCACAACCUCCUCUUGCUGCACCUCCUCCCCCUGCCAGGGAGACUGCUGCAACCCUGUGUGCUGCACCCCUGUGUGCUGUAAGCCCGUCUGCUGCACCCCUGUCUGCUGCAAGCCCGUCUGCUGCACCUCUGUCUGCUGCAAGCCUGUCUGCUGUGAGGACUCCCCAUGCACAGAAUCCUCCUGCGGCACCUCCUCCCCCUGCCAGGGAGCCUGCUGCACCCCUGUGUGCUGCAAGCCCGUCUGCUGCACCCCUGUGUGCUGCACCCCUGUGUGCUGCAAGCCCGUCUGCUGCACCCCUGUCUGCUGCAAGCCCGUCUGCUGCACCCCUGUGUGCUCCGGGUCCACCCCCUGCUGCCAGCCCAGCCCCUGCUGCAGACCCCCCUCCUCCAUGUCCCUGCUCUGCCGCCCCGUGUGCAAGCCUGCCUGCUGCACCCCUGCCUCCUGCUGCUGCGCCCCUGCCUCCUGCUGCCGCCCGGCCCCCUGCGUGUCCCUGCUCUGCCGCCCCGCGUGCCCCCGCCCCGCCUGCUGCGGCCCCGCCUCGGGCCAGUCCUGCUGCUGA